GCCGGCGGCCUGAGGGAGCGGCGCGCCCCGACAUGUCUGCCGGCAUUUCGGCGCAGAUGACUAAGGUUUUCCUGGAAGUUUCCUGGUCUCUCUUUUUAAGUGCUGUUGAGGUGAAAAAGGGAACAAGGGAUGAAUUGCAGCCAUUGCUUCAUGAGCAGAAUACUUGUAGAACUGUUUUCUACUUACCUGAAGAUGUCAUGUAAAUGGGAGCAUCUUUCCUACAAAGGUGUUGUUUGGAUUGUAGCAUAGAGGCACUAUGUACUCAGAGUGGAGAUCCUUGCAUCUUGUCAUUCAAAAUGAUCAGGGGAACACCAGUGUACUUCACAGCUAUCCUGAGAAUGUGGGGAGAGAAGUGGCAAAUGCAGUGGUGCGUCCUCUUGGGCAAGCUUUAAUUACAUCAUCUGUUGGAAGUGAGAGUUUACUAAAAACAGACAAAGAAGUAAAAUGGACUAUGGAGGUGGUUUGUUAUGGACUAACUCUCCCUUUGGACGGCGAUACUGUGAAAUACUGUGUGGAUGUGUAUACAGAUUGGAUUAUGGCUCUUGUGUUACCUAAGGACUCCAUUCCCUUACCUGUUAUUAAGGAACCAAACCUUUAUGUUCAAAGCAUCCUCAAACAUCUCCAAAAUCUCUUUGUACCAAGGCCAGACCCAGGAUCCAGUCAGAUCAGACUGUGCUUGCAGGUUUUGAAAGCUGUCCAGAAGCUGGCACAUGAGUCAACAAUUAUGGCAAGAGAAACCUGGGAGGUUUUGUUAUUAUUUCUUCUUCAGAUCAAUGACACUCUUCUAGCAGCUCCAACUGUGCAAGGUGGCAUUGCUGAGAAUCUGGCUGAGAAAUUAAUUGGCGUGCUGUUUGAGGUAUGGUUACUCGCUUGUACACGGUGCUUUCCAACACCUCCUUACUGGAAAACUGCCAAAGAGAUGGUGGCUAACUGGCGACAUCAUCCUGCAGUAGUUGAACAGUGGAGCAAGGUCAUUUGUGCCCUUACUUCCAGGUUGCUGCGUUUUACAUAUGGACCUUCAUUUCCUCCAUUCAAAAUUCCUGAUGAAGAUGCUGGUCUGAUUCCUCUUGAAAUGGAUAAUGAGUGUGUUGCACAAACGUGGUUUCGCUUUUUACAUAUGCUGAGUAAUCCUGUGGAUUUGAGUAACCCAGCCAUUAUUAGCUCUACCCCCAAAUUUCAGGAGCAAUUUCUGAAUGUGAGUGGGAUGACUCAAGAACUGAAUCAGUACCCCUGCCUUAAACAUCUGCCUCAAAUAUUCUUUCGUGCCAUGCGUGGAAUCAGCUGUUUAGUGGAUGCAUUCCUAGGCAUUUCACGACCCCGGUCAGACAGCGCACCGCCCACGCCAGUGAACAGGCUGAGCAUGCCCCAGAACACUGCUACCAACACCACUCCACCACACAACCGGCGGCAUCGGGCAGUGACGGUGAACAAAGUGACAAUGAAAACCAGCACUGUAACUACUGCACAUCCUUCAAAAGUGCAGCACCAACCUUCCUCUACUUCUCCGCUCUCUAGCCCAAACCAAACAAGCUCUGAGCCUCGGCCGCUUCCAGCUCCUCGCAGGCCAAAGGUUAACAGCAUCUUGAACCUCUUUGGAUCAUGGUUAUUUGAUGCAGCAUUUGUUCACUGUAAACUUCAUAAUGGAAUAAACAGAGACAGCAGCAUGACUGCAUCUUUUAUCCAAAUUCUUCUUUCUUAUAAAUCUUCUAUAGCGACACAGGCUAGUGUGGAGUUCCGCCGGAAAGGAUCCCAAAUGUCCACAGACACUCUGGCUUCCAACCCCACGUUUGAUGCAAGUGAAUUCCCAGACAACUAUGAAGCGGGAAGGGCAGAGGCGUGCGGGACACUGUGUAGGAUAUUUUGUAGCAAGAAGACUGGGGAGGAAAUAUUACCAGCUUACUUAUCCCGAUUUUACAUGCUUUUAAUUCAGGGUUUGCAGAUAGCAGAUUUCGUUUGCCACCCGGUUCUUGCCAGUGUUAUUCUAAACUCCUCUCCUCUGUUCUGCUGUGACCUGAAAGGCAUUGAUGUUGUGGUUCCCUACUUCAUUUCAGCUUUGGAAACUAUUUUACCUGACAGGGAACUAUCAAAGUUUAAAAUCUAUGUAAACCCCACAGAGCUAAGAAGAGCUUCCAUUAACAUCUUGCUAUCUCUUUUACCUCUCCCUCAUCAUUUUGGAACAAUAAAGUCUGAGGUUGUCCUGGAAGGGAAAUUCAGCAAUGAUGACAGCUCAGCAUAUGAUAAGCCAGUAACAUUCCUGUCCUUGAAGCUGCGGCUUGUGAAUAUCCUUAUAGGAGCUUUACAAACGGAAACUGAUCCCAACAACACUCAAAUGAUACUAGGUGCAAUGUUAAAUAUCGUUCAGGAUUCAGCACUGCUAGAAGCCAUUGGCUGUCAGAUGGAAACGAAUGGUGGUGAAAACAACCUCUUCAAAAGCCACAGUCGCACUAAUAGUGGCAUUAGCACUGCGAGUGGUGGCAGCACAGAGCCUACGACACCUGACAGUGAGCGGCCAGCACAGGCCCUCCUGAGGGAUUAUGCUCUUCAUACAGAUACAGCUGCUGGAUUGCUGAUCCGCAGCAUUCACCUGGUAACCCAAAGGCUCAACUCCCAGUGGAGGCAGGACAUGAGUAUCUCUCUGGCUGCCCUGGAGCUGCUUUCUGGACUCGCAAAGGUGAAGGUGGUGGUGGAUCCCUCCGAUCGGAAGCGUGCGAUCAGCUCUGUGUGCAGCUACAUCGUCUACCAGUGCAGUCGUCCAGCGCCGCUGCACUCCCGGGACCUGCACUCCAUGAUCGUGGCUGCUUUCCAGUGCCUCUGUGUCUGGCUCACGGAGCACCCCGACAUGCUGGAUGAGAAGGAUUGUUUAAAAGAGGUACUGGAGAUUGUGGAGCUGGGCAUUUCAGGGAGUAAAUCCAAAAACAGUGAACAGGAGGUCAAGUACAAAGGAGAUAAGGAGCCAAACCCUGCAUCCAUGCGAGUGAAGGAUGCUGCUGAAGCUACACUAACAUGCAUUAUGCAGUUGCUUGGAGCAUUUCCUUCUCCUAGUGGUCCUGCUUCUCCUUGCAGUUUGGUGAAUGAAACCACGUUAAUUAAAUAUUCCCGUCUCCCUACCAUAAACAAGCACAGCUUCCGUUACUUUGUUUUGGAUAACAGUGUCAUCCUGGCCAUGUUGGAGCAGCCUCUAGGGAAUGAACAGAAUGACUCUUUCCCCUCUGUCACGGUUUUGAUCCGUGGGACAUCUGGAAGAUUUGCGUGGGCCCAGCAACUCUGUCUUUUACCAAGAGGAGUUAAAGCAAAUCAAAAGACAUUUGUACCAGAACCUCGACCAGCUCCUAAAAAUGAUGUGGGGUUGAAAUACAGUGUGAAACACCGCCCUUUUCCUGAAGAAGUGGACAAGAUUCCAUUUGUGAAAGCUGACUUGAGCAUUCCUGAUUUACAUGAAAUCGUGAAUCAGGAACUCGAAGAGCGCCAUGAGAAGCUGAGGAAUGGCAUGGCUCAGCAGAUUGUCUUUGAGACUUCCAUCGAUCAGAGAAGUGAAGAGGAGUGGCGGAAGAAGAGCUUUCCUGAUCCCAUCACAGAGUGUAAGCCCCCGCCACCAGCACAGGAGUUCCAGACAGCACGUUUGUUCCUCUCUCACUUCGGGUUCCUCUCGUUAGAGGCAUUGAAGGAACCUGCAAACAGUCGUCUACCUCCUCACCUGAUUGCACUUGACUCUGCUCUUCCUGGGUUUUUUGAUGACCUUGGCUACUUGGAUUUGUUACCUUGCCGUCCUUUUGAUACUGUUUUCAUUUUCUACAUGAAGGCAGGCCAGAAAACUAGCCAGGAGAUCCUGAAGAACAUGGAGUCUUCCAAAAUUGUUCAGCCCCACUUCCUGGAGUUCUUACUGUCUCUUGGCUGGUCUGUUGACGUUGGGAAGCACCCUGGGUGGACUGGUCAUGUCUCAACAAGCUGGUCAAUCAACAGCUGCAGUGAUGAAGAGGGACCUGAACAUGAUGAUCUAAUUAUCUCAGAAGAUGUUGGGGCAAGUAUCUUCAAUGGGCAGAAGAAAGUGCUGUAUUAUGCAGAUGCCCUGACAGAAAUUGCCUUUGUUGUCCCAUCACCAGUGGAAUCCCUGACUGAUUCACUGGAAAGCAGUGUCUCUGACCAAGAAAGUGACUCCAACAUGGAUCUGCUGCCAGGAAUAUUGAAGCAGCAGCCUCUGACACUGGAACUCUUCCCCAGUCAUACAGACAAUCUUAAUCCCUCCCAGCGGCUCAGCCCUACUUCUAGAUCCAAGAGGAUGCCUCAGGGCCGAACCAUUCCACCAAUGGGACCUGAAACGAAAGUGUAUGUGGUCUGGGUGGAACGUUAUGAUGAUAUAGAAAACUUCCCCCUCCCUGAUCUGGUAUCUGAGACUAGCACUGGUGUGGAAACCACAGCCAAUAGUAGCACUUCCCUGAGAUCUACCAUUCCUGAGAAGGAAGUUCCUGUGAUCUUCAUCCAUCCUUUAAACACUGGCUUAUUCAGGAUAAAACUACAAGGAGCAACUGGGAAAUUCAACAUGGUUAUCCCACUGGUGGAUGGAAUGAUAGUCAGUAGGAGAGCUCUUGGUUUUUUAGUGAGACAGACAGUAAUAAAUAUUUGUCGGAGAAAGAGGCUGGAAAGCGAUUCAUACAACCCCCCCCACGUCCGCCGAAAACAGAAAAUAGCAGAUAUUGUCAAUAAAUACCGCAACAGGCAGCUGGAGCCAGAGUUUUAUACCUCGCUUUUCCAGGAGGUUGGGCUUAAGAACUGCAACCCCUAGGUCAUUAUCCUUCCAGGACAAUUAGGUCAGAGCUUGGUGGCUACACUAAUGAAAACAGUUAAAUAACAACAACAAUUUUUCUCAGCCCUCCGGAAUUCAGGAAAUCAUGUUCUAGCACAAGUCAGCAGAUCCCAUGUGGGAGGAAUGAGAAAUGAAUCCGAAACAUUGCAGUUGAGAUACUGACUUGAUUCACCUACCCUCAUAAGAUUACUGAAUUCCAGUCUUCCUGGGUACUAGCAAAAUUAUCUCUUCACCCAGUCAUCCUUUCCAGACUAAUUAGGAACUGUAAGUGUCUUGCUCUGAGGGGAAAACAAUCAAAGUAAAACCACCUCUGCACGUGAAGAUGGAAAUAAGAAUACAGACAAACCUGCCCUUAGACACACCUUUGCUGUAUCCACAUGCCCAAGGGCAAGGGAGCCGGAUCUUUCCUUGGAGGAAGAGUCUAUUCCAGAGCAUCACCUUUCCCUGUAAGAGAAUGUCAAAGAUAUUUUCACCGCCUCUUCAGUGAGAAGACCCUCUUCAACAGAAGAUUCUUCACUGGGUGUAACCCAUCUAUGUACCAGAAACAAGAGGAGGAAGAUUGCUUGGAAAGAGCAGGCCCUGAAAUCCAGGGCCCAGAUGCUGUAUGUGGCCACUCCCUCCAGGGCUCUGAGUGAAUCCAUCUGCAUGUGAGACAGCCACCACUACCUGAAAUUAACUGACUUUCCAAAAGGAGUUAUUACCAGAUAAGAGCUUUUGGUUAUAUAAAAGCAACAUUAUCACUUUCAGGUCUGUUGCAAAAUGUCACAUUUAAUUUCAGUAGCUUGAUUUUUAUUUUUAAUUUUUUUAGUGCAACUACUUAAUUUAUUUUGAAGCAUCUGUAUCACCUACUCACCAUUUCCAUAAAAAGCAUAAACAUCACUUGCCUUCCUUCCAUUGGAUUGAAGUCUGAGAUUUUUGGGGCUGCCUCCUCCCUGUUAUUUAUAGCAUGAGCAGUUUUUGCAGCUUCUACAACACUUUUCAGAAGCUCCUGUUAAACAGACUGAACAACUCAAAAAGAAAAGUCACAAAUUCAUUUUUCCCCAUUAAUUUCAAUGCCAUGAAAGCCUCCUUGGGGUUAUAACUUCACAUUGUUUUGAAUCUCGUGUAUGUUCUCACAUUCGGCAGCAGUGCUUCCCUUCCACCUAGGUUUUCAUUUUCAGGCUGUGGCUUUGAUCUGUUCAGGACUCAAAAGAUGUGCUGGGAAGAGGUGUUUGCAGCUACAGGUGUGAUACUGGGAUCUCAGAAGUGGUGGGUGUGGGCAGCCCUGGGAGUACCUCUGACUCCUGGCUCAUCCCAGCUGGUAUUGCAGCAGUGAAUUGGGGCUGCCACUCCUGGGGAGGUGCAGCCUGACAGCAGCAGGGAAUCCUGAUCCUUCCAGCACCAAGUAAUGGAAGAGGAUGACUUAGCAGGAAUUUGGGGAGCUCUUCACAUCAUUUCCAAAGUGGUUUUAAUAAGCUGUGCUAUGUAUUGCAGUAAUGCUUGUCAGGCAUUGAAUUUUGAUAUUUCAGAGCUACUUUUUGCAACAGUUCUGACCUGAAGCAGUCUUAAUUGUUUCAUUACAGCUUAUCUGCCAAGGACAGAGCUCACUCCUGGCUUUCCAUGUGGUUUUUCACAAAGAGUUCAUGGAAGCACAGGCCCCUAAAAAUACAUGUGAAUGGACUUUGAGGUGGUCAGCCAAGGUGUUGUCUGCUUGUUGUAGGGAACAAGUGCACUGACUUCUUAAUUUGGGAGCUCUGGGAUUUGAUCCAGAUGAAUAAAAAGUGGCAGGAUGCGUGCUGCCCGGGUGGCACAUGGCAGGAGGAGCUCCAGGGCUGCAUUUGGGUGCAUUGGCCAAGCUGUGCAGAGAACUUGGACAAACUCUUGCCCGGAGCAGUUUGAUGCACACUUGCUAAAUUUACCCACACUGUGAAUGCCCCUGUUGGAUCUAAUUAAUGGCCAAACAAACUUGAGCCCACUGGUUUAAAAGGCAUGAGCAAUGCAUGUGUAACCAAUAAACAUCCUGAGCAAUCCCUGUGUCUGCACACUGAUAGUGUCACAGCAACCCCACUUCCCAUGGCUGGGUGUUAAACAGCCCGGGCAGAUGCAGCACAGCUGCACCAGGUGCUGCUGUCAUGCUGCUGGGAGCAGUCACAAAUGCAGAGAUGGGCAUUGGGGCAAACCCUGAGUGGUUUUCUGGCAGGGAUAGGCAAGUGGACUGCCUGAAAAUUUACUUUCUUUAAAAAGACCUGUACUUGGCUGAAGGGUUGUCUUGGGUCUAUUUCCAUGUUCACCUAAAGGCACCCAUGGGAGCAGUAACAGCUGUGAGAGCUGUAUGGCAGGAGUUUGGAAAGAAGGGAACUUGGUCAUGUUGUGGCCCCUCCCAAUGCCAGGGGAUGGAUGUUUAAAAUGCGUCAGUUGAGUUGUAGAACCAGCUGGUGAGCAGGUUACAGGUAGUGUGACCUGGCUGUAGGUGCAGGGAUUGGCCCUCUGGAAAAGUGAGCCUUCAAGAAAGUCAUAGUUCAGUGUAAAAAUGUUGUGAUGCAGAACUGUGCUGCCAUCCCUCAAGGUUUGGGUGCUGGUCACAGCAGUGGGCAAACUGUGCCAGUGCAGGGUGCCUGCAGGGACUGUCCCUCCUUCCCCAGGACGUGUGUAUGUCCCAGGCUUCCUAACAAAAUGCACCCUACCAGUCUGGGAAUUAUAUCCAUCUCCUGUCAAAGUCUGACCAAACUCUGAGGGCUUUAGCUAGUCCAGAGCACUGUCUUGAGAGUGUUUUCCCUGAAGGGCCAGAGCAAACGAGGUUAUUUCUAUGGUGAUUGCAAGAGUUAGCCAAGAAUCCAGUUUAUUUUUUUAAUAUCAUAAACUGCUGCAUAAAAAUUUUUAAUUGCUGAGUCAAGUGGCUUGGAUCAGCAUCCCUGUCCAGAAGGGAUGAGUGCUGACACCGCCCACCCCCCGACCUGCAAGUGAUUCACAGUAAUUAAACUGGGACCCUUCACCAAACCUUUCAGUUUGGGUUCAUAAUUCUGUUUUAACAGAGCAGGAGGUGACCACGGUCACAUUGUUAAACACAGUGUUGAAAUUACAUUUUAGUACCUUUAAGAGACACUUUUAAAGAAAAGCCAUUCUUUUAAAGGUACUUCUAGAAAGGCAUUAGAACCUUACAGCAAGCAGGAGAGGGGGAUGACAGUGCCUGUGGAAAUUGAUGCACCUGGGGGUAGCAGAGUGCAAAGCCCAAGGGAGGAGCAUCCCUGGCUGCCCUUGGGCUGUAUCUGCUGGAUUCUCCCUAGGUCAGUGUUUCUUUUCACAAGGUUUUGCAUGCCCAGGAAGAGGAGGGAACUAAAUUUCAGCCUCACGGGCAAAUUUGAUGCAUUUUCGUGAUUGUGCAAUUGAGUAAUACCUUCGAAGGCAAACACAGCCCUUUUCCCCCUGGAUUUAGCAGGAGCAAUUAGAAGUGAGAAUGCCAGAUAUCAUGUGCUUCAAUCAUAGACAAUUUGUAUGAAUUCCUGUAUGUUGCCAAGACAUGAACAUUCUGUUCUUAUUGUAUUUUUCUGUAAAUAUUCCUGGCACUAAGUUGUAAAGUAAAGGCAAAAUGUAAAUAUGAAGAUGUGAACUAUGUUCUGUUGUCUCUAGUACUUUAUCUCUUAUUUGUUUAGGGAAGGCACACAAAGGCUUGUUUGUAUUUAUGCCAAUUCUUUGUCCAGGAGAAACACAUCAAAUAUUGAAUGUAACACAAUUAGUCCAAUAAAUUUUAAAGAUUCUUAUCUAGUAA
This is a messenger RNA of Hirundo rustica (Barn swallow), 8546 nucleotides long. It is a transcript of the gene RALGAPB, whose product is annotated as Ral GTPase activating protein non-catalytic subunit beta. The coding region runs from base 257 to 4780 and encodes 1507 amino acids. NCBI's taxonomy places the organism in Eukaryota, Metazoa, Chordata, Aves, Passeriformes, Hirundinidae. Gene Ontology annotation, biological process: regulation of small GTPase mediated signal transduction; activation of GTPase activity. Gene Ontology annotation, molecular function: GTPase activator activity. The record is from RefSeq and is a predicted model, not a curated record. The transcript has 32 exons.